Molecule: messenger RNA, 892 nt
Organism: Marmota monax (woodchuck)
Lineage: Eukaryota; Metazoa; Chordata; Mammalia; Rodentia; Sciuridae
Gene: Sftpc
Product: surfactant protein C
Exons: 6
Coding region: 116-685 (189 amino acids)
Biological process (GO): respiratory gaseous exchange by respiratory system
Cellular component (GO): extracellular region; alveolar lamellar body
Source: RefSeq, a predicted model, not a curated record
CUUGGCUCGCAAACAGGGGACCCGGCCCUUCACUUCUGUCCCCUCUCCCUGUGGGAUACAUAUAAGACCCUGGUCCCAACUGCGAGGUGAGGAAAGGAGAAGGCCUGCCCGCAAGAUGGAUACAGGCAGCAAGGAGGUCUUGAUGGAGAGCCCACCGGACUACUCAGCAGGCCCCCGGGGCCAGUUCCGCAUCCCCUGCUGCCCAGUGAACCUCAAACGCCUUCUCAUCGUGGUUGUGGUGGUGGUCCUUGUCGUUGUGGUGAUCGUAGGGGCCCUGCUUAUGGGUCUUCACAUGAGCCAGAAACAUACUGAGAUGGUCCUCGAGAUGAGCAUUGGGGCACCAGAAGCCCAGCAACGCCUGGCCCUGAGUAAGCAUGCGGGUACCACUGCCACCUUCUCCAUCGGCUCCACUGGCAUCAUCGUGUAUGACUACCAGCGGCUCCUGACUGCCUAUAAGCCAGCCCCAGGAACCUACUGCUACAUCAUGAAGAUGGCUCCAGAUAACAUCCCCAGUCUUGAGGCUCUCACUAGAAAGUUCCAGAAUCUACAGGCCAAACCUGCAAACCCUAAGCUGGGCCAGGAGGAGGGGCAUGAGGGAGGCUCUGCUUCCUCAGGAGGAGACCUGGCCUUCCUGGGCCUGGCCGUGAGCACCCUGUGUGGAGAGGUGCCUCUCUACUAUAUCUAGGACUUCCAGGAUCUGUGGGAGCGAACCAGGCAGGAAAGAUCUGCAAGCAAAGGGGAGAAGCUGCUCUGGUUCACACCCCAGGGACUGACCCUGGAGAAACGGGAGCGAGGGUGUGGGAUGUGUGGGGGGGUGUAUGGGGGAGAGGUGGUUCCUCUGGGCCACGGGAUUCCUAUCACAAAAGAAUAAAGCAACUGAUUGAAAAACAAA